AUGGAUCUUCACGCGCCGCAGUUGGUCGUUCACUCUUACGAGCCUCACGCUCCAUUGCUGGAGGUAGAGGGAUUAGAUCCUCACAGUCCACAGCAGAAGGUACUGAUUCAUGCACCAACCCUGCAGAGCCAGGAGUUGAUAAGUAACGACCAUCGGAAUGGAGAGUAUGACUUCGCAGAUGAGCAGUACCACGCGCACAGCAGCAACCAGUCCGGAGACGGUCACGGUGGAGUAAACCAAUUAGGAGGUGUGUUCGUCAAUGGCAGACCAUUGCCUGAUGUAGUGCGCCAACGGAUAGUAGAGCUGGCUCAUAGCGGAGUGAGGCCCUGUGACAUAAGUCGACAACUUCGUGUCUCACACGGCUGCGUCUCCAAGAUACUGUCAAGGUAUUACGAGACUGGUAGCUUCAAGGCUGGUGUUAUUGGUGGUUCUAAGCCCAAGGUUGCCACCCCGCCAGUGGUGGACGCGAUAGCAGCGUACAAGAGGGAGAACCCCACGAUGUUCGCGUGGGAGAUCAGAGACAGACUGCUCAGUGAGGGCAUCUGUAGCCAGGAUAAUGUGCCUUCAGUUUCAAGUAUAAAUAGGAUCGUCCGCAACAAAGCAGCGGAGAAGGCGAAACACGCGCACAAUCAACAACAACAACAACAACAGGAACAAGAAAUUAGUUCAGCUCAAGGCAGUGUUGUCUCUGUAAUAACCCAUGCAGGCAACGCUCCUGGCACGACGGCAGUUCUUUCGCCUACGACUGACCAACAUGUAACCAAUACUGGAAGCUACAGCAUCAACGGGAUCCUGGGUAUCGAACAAGUGGAAGGUCUGCACAACGGGAACGCGACAGGCCUGAAGAGGAAGAGACACGAAGACCAAGAUGAAAACCGGGACUUCAACAGCCAUUCGGAGGAUGAUGUCAAGAGACAAAGAAGUCACUACAAUGGCGACCAAAUAUACUCCAAUCUCUGGUCAUCAUCAAAAUGGAGUCUAAAGGACGAGUACAAGCUACUGUCAGAGCUUGGCGGAGCAGCGGGUGGAGCAACUGGAUACUACGGGGAGCUGUUCGAUGCACCUUAUGAGCAUGCAGCGCAUCCGCAUUAUACACCUCACUCUGCAACGAAUGACUCGACGGGCUCCAACGGUGGUGCUGGUGGUGAACCUCCGUCAGCAGCUGCGAGUCCUGAUGCGGCCGCGCUGGUCGUGCUUCAGCCUCCCGCACCUCCAUACCCGCCGUACGCGCAUUAUGAAGGUACCACAACACUAGCAAGUGAAUACGCGUACGCGGCUCCAUACUCGCAGUACUCGCCUUACGGGGGCCCUUACUCGCACUCUGCUGCCACAGGCUUGCUAUCCAAGUGGUGA
Molecule: messenger RNA, 1353 nt
Organism: Arctia plantaginis
Lineage: Eukaryota; Metazoa; Arthropoda; Insecta; Lepidoptera; Erebidae
Source: the annotation of a GenBank genome assembly